Molecule: messenger RNA, 2868 nt
Organism: Acipenser ruthenus (sterlet)
Lineage: Eukaryota; Metazoa; Chordata; Actinopteri; Acipenseriformes; Acipenseridae
Product: DNA-binding protein RFX2-like
Exons: 18
Coding region: 229-2433 (734 amino acids)
Biological process (GO): regulation of transcription by RNA polymerase II
Cellular component (GO): nucleus
Molecular function (GO): DNA-binding transcription factor activity, RNA polymerase II-specific; RNA polymerase II cis-regulatory region sequence-specific DNA binding
Source: RefSeq, a predicted model, not a curated record
AAGGGGGAGGGUAGAAGAGGUUUGGUCCGCCUUUUUCCCUUGGUUUUGCCGUUGAUGACGUAUAGAGGAGAGGGUAGCAACAGUUGCCUCGAGACCCCCGCGCGCCAUAGUGACUGUAGUCGUGGAGACAGUUACUUACCAACGGGAGCAACACGCAGCAACAGCAGCAGCAACGAGAGAGAGUGAGAGCAGCCAGGGCAGAACUAAACACAAGGCAAAGAGUCGAGCAUGCAGAAUUCAGAGGGAGGAUCUGAUUCGCCGGCCACGGUUGCUCUGCGGACUUCGACCUCGGCACAAGCCCCUGUAGUGCAGCCAGUCCCAGCAUCCCAACAGAGGGUCCUGGUGCAGGCAACAGGCUCAGCCCAGAAGGGAGGACAGGUUCAGCAGCUUUCUGUACCCAGAGUGCAACAGGUCCCACAACAGAUACAGCAAGUUCAGCAUGUGUACCCAUCCCAAGUCCAGUAUGUAGAGGGUGGAGAGGCAGUGUACACCAAUGGAACCAUUCGCACAGCCUAUGCUUACAACCCAGAGGCCCAGCUGUACGGGCAGGGCAGCGGUGGCCCCUACUUCGACUCACAGGCAGGGAGUGCCCAGGUGACCACGGUGGUGUCUUCUGCCAGCGGGGUCCCACCGCACGGCAUGGUGGGCAUUGCCAUGGACGUGGGAGGAAGCCAGAUCAUCUCCAGCACCGGGACCUACCUCAUCCACGGAGGGGGCAUGGACGGGAACCGACACCAUGCUUCCCACACCUCCCGUUCCUCAUCCGCAAUGCUUGAAAUGGCGAUUGAAAACCUCCAAAAGUCUGAAGGGAUUGCAUCUCACAAAAGCAGCCUGCUCAACAGCCAUCUGCAAUGGCUGCUAGACAACUACGAGACUGCAGAGGGGGUCAGUCUCCCCAGGAGCUCCCUCUACAACCACUACCUUCGCCACUGCCAGGAGCAGAAACUGGAUCCCGUCAACGCAGCCUCCUUCGGGAAGCUCAUUCGCUCCGUCUUCAUGGGGCUGAGAACCAGACGGCUGGGCACAAGAGGGAACUCGAAGUAUCACUACUAUGGGAUCCGUCUGAAACCAGACUCUCCCCUGAACCGCUUGCAGGAAGAUUCCCAGUACAUGGCAAUGAGACAGCAGCCUGUCCACCAAAAACAAAGGUUUAAGCCAUUGCAAAAGGUGGAUGGCAUGGGGGACAAUUUAGCCGGCGGUGCCCAGAAUUCGGCAGCAACCCCAGAACAAUCUGUGGCUGCUCAAAGUCAGCAUCACCAACAGUUUAUUGACGUGUCCCAUGUUUUGCCUGAAUUCCCGGCCCCUGAGAUUGGCACCUCUCCAGUGCCUGAGGGUAUCAGCAUGAAUGAUGUCAAGAAGCUGCAGAUCCUCUACAGGGAGCACUGUGAGGCAACCCUGGAUGUAGUGAUGAACCUGCAGUUCCAUUUCAUUGAGAAGCUAUGGCAGACAUUCUGGUAUUCAACAGCGCCAUCUAGUGAUGGAGCCACUACAGUCUCUCCCAGCGAGGAGGAAUCAGAAAGCGUCAUUCCCAGGGAGAAGCUGAUUGCUCUGUGUAAAUACGAGCCUGUCAGGGUGUGGAUGCGGAGCUGUGAUCACAUCCUCUACCAGGCACUGGUGGAGAUCCUCAUCCCCGAUGUACUCAGACCAGUGCCGAGUACCCUUACUCAAGCCAUUCGUAACUUUGCAAAGAGUUUGGAAGGAUGGCUGACCACGGCUAUGAAUGACUUUCCACAGGAGAUUGUUCGCACCAAGGCAGCAGUGGUGAGUGCCUUUGCCCAGACCCUAAGACGUUACACCUCUCUGAACCACCUGGCUCAGGCUGCCAGGGCAGUGCUACAGAACACUUCUCAGAUCAACCAGAUGCUGAGCGACCUCAAUCGGGUGGACUUUGCCAACGUGCAGGAGCAGGCAUCCUGGGUGUGUCAGUGCGAGGAGGGGAUGGUCCAGCGGCUGGAGCAGGACUUCAAGGUGACCCUGCAGCAGCAGAGCUCUCUGGACCAGUGGGCAGCCUGGCUGGACAAUGUCGUCAACCAGGUCCUGAAGCCACACGAGGGAAGCCCCAGUUUCCCCAAGGCAGCUCGCCAGUUCCUGCUGAAGUGGUCCUUCUACAGCUCGAUGGUGAUCCGGGACCUGACCCUGCGCAGUGCGGCCAGCUUCGGCUCCUUCCACCUCAUCAGGCUGCUCUACGACGAGUACAUGUUCUACCUGGUGGAGCACCGCGUGGCCCAGGCCACAGGGGAGACACCCAUCGCAGUGAUGGGAGAGUUCAGUGAUCUCAACUCCAUGAUGCCUUUGCUUAUGGAUAAAGACCAGUCUCAUUUCUCAGAUGACAUGAGUGAUGUUGGGAGUGAGGCGGACAGUUCCAGAGGACCGAGCGAGCCCCCAGUCAAACGGGAGCGCAUUGAACUGAACCACUCUCUGCAGGAGAUCUGAGGAGGAUCUGAAACCCAAGUAGCUCCCCACUUUAGUACUGUCAUGUUCCUGCUAGCUGUUAAGCAAACUGUUUGCUUUCCUAGUGCAUAUGGGCUGUGGGGAGACAAUUGCAACAAGCUUAUUCUGAUAUAGCACUGACUGCGGGUGGGGAUACUGCAGCUUUAAAUAAGGCAGCCAAAAACCUUUUCUUUUUUUAAAACAUGUGGGGAGAAAACAUAAUAAUCAUAUGUAAUGAUUUUUUAAAUCAUUUAUCUUUCAUGUACAUCCCCUCAAACUAAAUUUAUAUAUAUAGUUAUAAUUUUACACACACAGAGUUCUCUGGAAGGCUAUCAGUGCCCUCCCCUCCCAAAGCAGGUUGUAUAGAAAAUGAGAGAGAUGGUUCCCCCGUUUUAAAUCCCAGAAAAUAUGAACGUUUAUAUUAAACCGUUUUUGUUA